Molecule: messenger RNA, 819 nt
Organism: Dentiscutata erythropus
Lineage: Eukaryota; Fungi; Glomeromycota; Glomeromycetes; Diversisporales; Gigasporaceae
Source: the annotation of a GenBank genome assembly
AUGGAACAAGAAUGGCAAUUCGUUCGAGAAUCAGUUAAAUAUGUUUGGAAAACUCCCGAAGAAUGUCCUAUGCCAAAAUUUAAUAUUGAAAAAGCAUGUUCAAUUAUUUAUGGUAAAAAAUUUUUAUUGGUGGGAGAUAUUUUACUUUUUCAAUUACAUGAACUUUUAUUAGAUUAUUUUAAGGAGGGAUCAGUACAAUGUUAUGGAGAAAUUGCAUGUAAAGAACAUUUACUUUGUAAAAUUGAUAAUAUUGAACAAGGAAAUGGAAAACAAAAGCAACCACCUAAAAUGAAAUUUAUUAGAAAUGAUUUAAUUUCGAAUCGUCAAAAUUUACCGAUUGAUGAUAUAAAAUUUACGGAUGCGAAAAAUUUAGAAUUACCAUGGAUUUCAUAUGCCCAUAAAUUUAAUGUAUUAAUUUUAAACAAAGGACAUCAUUGGCAAGAUGAUGAAACGUUUCGUAAUAAUUUAAUUGAAGUGAUGGAUUCAGUUCGAACCAAAUUUCCCAAUACUCUCAUAAUUUAUAAAUCCACAACUUUAGGUCAUUUAAAUUGUCAAUCAGCGAAAGAACCUUUAUCAUCACCACCCAAUGCUACAGAAUUAGAAUCUUUACCUUAUCAUUGGGGAGAAAUUCAUAGACAAAAUUUAAUUGCUAAAGAAAUUAUUGAAGCUGUAGGAGGAGUUUUCAUAGAUUUAGAAAAUGUGAUGAUUACGAGAAUUGAUGAUCAUAUUGGAGGGCAAGAUUGUUUAAGAUGGUGUAUUCCUGGUCCGGCGGAUAUUUGGUUAGAUUUUUUAUUUUACGUUAUGAAUGAAUUAAAGUAA